GACCCAGUAGUGGGCUGUGUAGCUGCUGGCCGCUGCUGAAGACGCGACAUGCGAGUCCUGGUGCUGUUUCUGUGGCUGGCGGCGGCGUGCGCGGCGGCCGGCGUCGGCUCGGGUCUCGAACCCACGGCCGAGCAGAUAGACGCGCUGCUCUCCAACAAGCGGCUCGUCUCCAGAUACGUGCAGUGCCUGCUGGGCCGCAAGCGCUGCCCGCCGGAGGGCACCGAGCUCAAGAGAAUACUGCCGGAGGCCAUCGCUACGCGCUGUGCAAGGUGUACAACGGUCCAGAAGGCUGCUGCCAUUCGCGUGAUUCGACGCCUGCGGGCAGACUACCCCGCCGAAUGGGCCGAGCUGCAGGCACACUGGGACCCCACCGGCGUACACCUCAAGAGCUUCGAGCGCGCCCUGCUCAGGCGGCGCCCCGAUCGCCGCCUCCUGCACGCGUAGGCGCCGCCACCUUUACCACACGUAGUCUACAGCACAACUCUUUUCGGAUGGUGGAGGAGGAAAGAGACUGAUAAACAUUCUAUACCUUCCUAAAUUGUGUAGGAAGAUUAGCUCAUAUUGUUUGUUCGUCAUCGUGCCGUAAUAAUGAGUGUACGGUAGCGAGGCAUUUGCGAGAAGCAGAAAGCUGAUUGCUGUGUGCGAGGCUACGCCUGCUGUUUAUGCAAACCAGCAGACGCUCCUGCGCACGGCCUGCAUUCAGGCGCUGUGUGCUCGACGGACAACUACUUUUGAAUGCACUGCCUCUCGUCACGACUUCCCUACUUCAAAGUGCAAAUUCCACUAUCUCUCCCUAACUAUUUCUAUUUUAGGUACACGUUUUAUUACUACUGAACCUUUACUGAAAGAGGUUAGUGAUCACCAAAUUAUAGUAAGCAAAUAUAUUAAGAAUUUUAUGGGCAUUGAUAAUGCAGGGCAUCAUAUCAGGUGAUAACACCGUCCUCCAUGUUUAAUCUGGUUUCUCAUUAUCAUUGAGGUAAUUUGCUAGCAGUGGAUUCUUUUCUCCUCAUUUUCAUUUUCUAACUUUUCUGUCGGCAUAUUCCUUUCAUACAGAACGAUCAUUACACUACUGAAGGUUUUGGAGGCUUAUAUACUUUAUGUUACAGAAUGUGCCCGUUUGGGAACAGUGUAAGAACAUUACCAAACAACUAUUUUCUUUUUUCAAGUAGAUGUGUAAAUCGUAAGUCAGACUGCAUCUUUCUAAGUCAACACUCAGGCAAUGAAACAGUCUGAUAGAAAAUAGAGACAGAAGCUUUGGUACAGAGCUCAAAAAUAAUCAUUGGCCUAACAGAGGCUCUCAUACUUACAUUUCAUGAGAAUAUUACAUUAGUUUAAGCAUUAAAUAUAUCAUAUGUAGCGCAUAAGUCUGCUGAGAGGCAGCAGAUAGACAAUCCACAGCAGCGUUUACAGUUCAGAAGAACACCAGACAUUCGUUUCUAUUGGUUAAAUACUUGCGACAAUAUGUGUAAAUAAGCGAAAAUACUUUAUCGUAACUCAGAAGCCUAAACAAUGUCUUACAUAAACGCUGUUGCUCUAUACGUUUUUCCACAUAAGGCAUACGGUCGAUUUUAGAUAACUAACCACAUAUGAUUAAGAACACGAUAUUUAUUAUGUGUCUUUGUAUUCGAUUAGCAUUCUGGAUGUAAUAAUAUAAUGUAAAUAAAGGCUUUUAUACGAUAAAGUAUGAGACAAAGAAGA
Schistocerca gregaria is the source of this 1698-nucleotide messenger RNA. Its product is annotated as ejaculatory bulb-specific protein 3-like. NCBI's taxonomy places the organism in Eukaryota, Metazoa, Arthropoda, Insecta, Orthoptera, Acrididae. The transcript is spliced from 2 exons. The record is from RefSeq and is a predicted model, not a curated record. The coding region runs from base 49 to 444 and encodes 131 amino acids.